AGAAGAUGCCUUCUGCCUCCUGUGAUUCUCUCCUGGACGACAUAGAAGAUAUUGUGUCACAGGAAGAUUUAAAACCACAAGAUAGGCAUUUUUCACGGAAGCAUGUUGUUCCAAAGGUGCGAAAGCGAAACACCCAAAAAUAUUUGCAAGAUGAAAACAGCCCACCGAGCAAUAGCACUAUUCCAGGCAUACAGAAAAUUUGGAUGCGAACAUGGGGUUGUUCUCAUAAUAAUUCGGAUGGAGAAUAUAUGGCUGGACAACUAGCUGCUUAUGGAUAUGAAAUUACAGAAAAUGCAUCAGACGCAGAUCUAUGGCUCCUGAAUAGUUGUACUGUAAAAAACCCAGCUGAAGACCACUUUAGAAACUCCAUAAAAAAAGCUCAAGAGGAGAACAAGAAAAUUGUGCUAGCUGGAUGUGUUCCUCAAGCCCAGCCUCGGCAGGACUACCUUAAAGGACUGAGUAUCAUCGGGGUUCAACAGAUAGAUCGAGUGGUAGAGGUUGUGGAGGAAACCAUUAAAGGUCAUUCUGUGAGACUACUGGGUCAGAAAAAGAAUAACGGAAAGCGGUUGGGUGGAGCGCCAUUGGAUUUGCCAAAGAUCAGGAAGAAUCCACUGAUAGAAAUCAUUUCCAUUAAUACUGGGUGUCUCAAUGCUUGUACCUACUGCAAAACUAAACAUGCCAGAGGGAAUUUGGCGAGUUAUCCAAUUGAUGAACUAGUCGAUAGAGCCAAACAGUCUUUUCAAGAGGGCGUCUGUGAGAUAUGGUUGACCAGUGAAGACACGGGGGCUUAUGGCAGAGACAUUGGCACCAAUCUCCCCGCACUGCUGUGGAAACUGGUCGAAGUGAUCCCUCGGGGAGCAAUGCUGAGGCUUGGCAUGACGAAUCCCCCCUAUAUUCUAGAGCAUCUGGAGGAAAUGGCAAAAAUCCUUAAUCAUCCCAGAGUCUAUGCUUUUCUGCACAUACCGGUCCAGUCUGCCUCUGACUCUGUACUCACGGAAAUGAGAAGAGAAUACUGCGUGGCCGACUUCAAAAGAGUGGUGGAUUUUCUGAAAGAGAAAGUUCCUGGAAUAACUCUUGCCACAGAUAUUAUCUGUGGUUUUCCUGGAGAAACAGACCAAGAUUUUCAAGAAACAGUGAAACUCGUUGAAGAGUACAAAUUCCCAAGCCUCUUUAUUAACCAGUUCUACCCGAGACCAGGGACUCCUGCUGCAAAAAUGGCACAAAUUCCAGCACAAGUGAAAAAGCAAAGAACAAAAGAUCUCUCUCGGGUAUUCCAUUCUUACAAUCCGUAUGAUCACAAGAUUGGUGAAAGACAACAAGUGUUAGUGACAGAAGAAUCUUUUGAUUCCAAGUUCUAUGUCGCACACAAUCGAUUCUAUGAGCAGGUUUUAGUGCCAAAGGACCCCACAUUCAUGGGGAAGAUGAUCGAAGUGGACAUUUAUGAAUCAGGAAAACAUUUUAUGAAAGGGCAGCCGGUAUCAGACGCCAGAGUAUACACGCCAUCCAUCAGCAAACCAUUAGCGAAGGGAGAAGUCUCGGGUUUGCCAGAGGGGCCGUUGGAAGGAAUACGUUCUGGAGUGCCUGUAAACCACCUGAUCCUGUUCCUGGAACACAGCACACAGCUACCAAAUGGUUGUUUCCCAUUUCCCUGAAAUCUAGUUGCGUCUAGAAAGAGCAAAACUCUGAAGAUGACCUGGUACUAAUAGUCGUAGUUUUGUUUGUUGUUUCAGCCGUUCUCAUGCAGGACACAUUUACGGAGGUCAGCGUGGGGGGUGCGUCUCUAUAUAUUAGGAUCAUCUGUUCAGAUCCAGAGGCCCAAUCCCAUCCGAAUGGGUUUCUGCAUUGUGUAGGCUUUCCUGAGUUUUUCUGGAAGGAUGCCCCCUGCCAUACACUUUGUAAAGAAAUCCGGAAAGGUCAGAGCAUUUAAAGCAGAACACUGUGUUAAAAAAUUAUUGUCCAUAGUAAAUGCAUUACCCUAAUUGAGAAUUUGAUAAUCCUGAAAGUACUUAGCCCUAUGCUACUUUAGAGUUGUUUUGUCUCAUUUUAGGCCCUGUUGACGUCUUUUGAUAAAACUGGUGACAGGUACACAGACUGGGGGAAGAAACACAGACUGGGUGGGCAUCGUGAGAUCCAGAUUAUAGCCUUCUGGUGUUUGCGGUAACAGGCUUUUGUAACCUUCUGUAUUAUCACUUAAUGCUCGCCGAACCUCGGUUGUCUCUGAGAUUCUGUGAUUGAAAUAUUCUACUUGACAAAAAUGGAUUGAAUGAAUGCCUACCCUGUGGCAGGGCUUUGAAUUCUAUAAAUAUUAAUAGAAAUCAGGCCUUGUUACUUUCAGAUAAUAAUAGGUAAAUGCUCACAGCAUGGUGGAAAAGGAAAGCGAUAAUAAAGGCAAAAGGUUGCUGUCCUCUAAGAAAUUUUAUGCUAGUGGAAACAGCGUAUGGUAACAUCUUUUUAUAAUUAUUCCUGUCUUCUUUUCAGUUUGGUUGGAGGAAGAGAAGAUUAGAAAAAGGGGAUAGGAAGGAGCCAAAAUUAGUCUGAUUGUUAUUUGGGGAACAUGGGGGCAAACUGCCACCUGUAGCCCAAUAGAGAACAUUUCUGAGUAAGUAUCGUUUGAAGGAUAAUUUCAGAUAAAAAGGUUAUAUAAUAAUUAAAACAGUGGAAGGCGUCAUGGCGUUCAAAGGGAUAAAUAUAAAUCAAAGAAAUGGGAGAUCAUGAACUUUUUUAUGGAAAGUAUUAGGGGGCUUUGUUCUUAGGAGGAAGCAGGGGACACAUAUGCUUUCAGAGAUGUUCUCGGAUAAUAAUUCUCAAGUGUGGUCCCCAAAUUUGCAGCAUCCGCAAAUCUGGGAACUUGUUAAGAAGGCAAACUCUCAAGCUUCAACCCAGACCUGGAUUGGAAACUCUGAGAGCAAGACCCAGUAACCUGUUUUCUUAAUAAGCUCUGCGUGAUACUGAUGCAAGCUGAAGUUUGAAAACCACUCUCCUAAGAAAAUAACUCUCAAGUGGGAAGGAGUGUUUGCUAUUUAUAACAGCAGUUUUAAUAUUUUAAUGUAAUCAUACCAAAUUUUCACACUUUCAACUUCAGACAGUAGAGUGGAACAGCAUCUCCAUGGAUGGAGAAGACUAUCUCAUCUACGUAUUGAUAAUUCGUCAGGAGUGGGUUGUAAACACGAUGGCGGGAGUAUGUGCAUGACACAUGCGUGUAGAGAGGAGGUGUUUAGUGAAAGGGGCCAGAGGCAUAGGAACCUUGAGCAGAAGCACCGUUUUAAGAUGUGAAGAGCAUGGUUAUUUUUGCCACACUCCCUCAUGGAAGCUAAAUUUGUAGUAGCAUGUCCUGUUCAAUGUGAUGAUCUUUUUGUACCGUUGAAGUUUCCGUAGAAAGUUGCUUUGCUGUUCAGUCAUUUCACCUGAAGAAAACCCGAGGGUAAACAUGGCCCACUGUCACUUGUACCACAUUCAUGACCAUGUGAUAAUACGAAAAAUUAUUUGAGAGCCAUCACUGACGAUUAGGAUCAAUGAGUUGUUUUGUUUUAACUCUCUUAAGGAAAAUUUUUAUUAGAGAAAAUUUCAAGCAUACACAAAAGUAGAGAGAACAGUAUAAUAAUCUCACAUACUCAUCACCCACCUUAAACAUCUGUAACUUCUUUCUUCUACACUGAAAAUACCAGGUCCCAAUAACCCAACGUAAGUACUCAUUGUUUUAUCCUGUGAUACUCAUAUAACUGUCUA
Messenger RNA from Felis catus (domestic cat), 3726 nucleotides. RefSeq names its product CDK5 regulatory subunit associated protein 1 like 1 (gene CDKAL1). Gene Ontology annotation, biological process: tRNA methylthiolation. Gene Ontology annotation, cellular component: endoplasmic reticulum. The record is from RefSeq and is a predicted model, not a curated record. Bases 6 to 1652 code for a protein of 548 amino acids. The transcript is spliced from 14 exons. Gene Ontology annotation, molecular function: tRNA (N(6)-L-threonylcarbamoyladenosine(37)-C(2))-methylthiotransferase activity; 4 iron, 4 sulfur cluster binding. Lineage: Eukaryota; Metazoa; Chordata; Mammalia; Carnivora; Felidae.